Molecule: messenger RNA, 1623 nt
Organism: Hirsutella rhossiliensis
Lineage: Eukaryota; Fungi; Ascomycota; Sordariomycetes; Hypocreales; Ophiocordycipitaceae
Product: NLI interacting factor-like phosphatase domain-containing protein
Exons: 5
Coding region: 1-1623 (540 amino acids)
Molecular function (GO): phosphoprotein phosphatase activity
Source: RefSeq, a predicted model, not a curated record
AUGCUCUCGAGAAUAGCUCGAGCUUCGCGGCUCGCCUCGGCCACACCCACGGCUGCCCGUUCGUCGCGAUCCGCCGUCUUCCCGACCCUUCGCGCGCCGGCCGCCGUUGCCAUCUACCCCUCGGCUCGCACAUACGCCUCUAACCAUCGCAAGCCCGGCCACGCUUCUCGAGAAUCUCCUCCCAAAAAUUCGUCCCAGCCUUCUCGCGAGUCUUCUCCACAGACUCCCCCUCAGGCUGCUCCUCGGGUCUCCCCGCAGACCCCCCCUCAAGCUUCAUCCCAAGCCUCUUCCUCCAAACUGGGUCAAGACAGCCCAAAAGAACAGAACGCUUCGCCCAAGAAAGAGACGUCCGCAACUCUGCCUCGAGACGCCUCUCAACAUGUCGGACAAACGCCUUUUCAUAAGCUGCCUGACUUGACGCAGGGCAUUCCCUCCACCCUGGAACAAGAGAUGCAGGACAAAGCUGGCCGAUCGCCGUCAGCGCUGCAGGCAAUCGAGCAGGAAGACUCGGAUGGCCGAGGCCCUCGCGAGCGAAAGGAAACUUACAUCCCUUCCAGCGAGCGCAACCGUCGCUGGUGGACUCGCCUCGUGCUGCUCACUACGGCAGUCGGCUCCUCCCUGGCCAUCUUGUACAUGGGCCGAAACUGGGAGGAUGCCGUCGAAGUUGAGCGCCAUCCAGACGCCCCCAACGGAUUCAGCCCGACGCUGUGGUGGCAGCGAAUGAAGAUGCGUAUGAGCGAGUCCGUCUCGUACUACCAGGACCCAGCCUUCGAUAAGCUAUUACCCGACCCCGAUCCAAGCUUCGAGCGUCCGUAUACACUCUGUUUGAGCUUGGACGACCUGCUCAUUCACAGCGAAUGGUCCCGCGAGCACGGCUGGAGAAUAGCAAAGCGUCCUGGAAUGGACUACUUUGUUCGCUACCUGAGCCAGUAUUUCGAGCUGGUUCUCUUCACGACUGUUCCCUUCAUGUACGGCGAAUCCGUGGUCCGCAAGCUCGAUCCUUUCCGCUUCAUCAUGUGGCCGCUUUACCGCGAGGCGACAAAGUUUGAGGAUGGAGAGAUUGUCAAGGAUCUGUCGUAUCUCAACCGCGACCUGUCUAAAGUCAUCAUCAUCGACACAAACCGCUCCCACGUGCGCAAACAACCCGAAAACGCCAUCAUCCUCGAGCCGUGGAAGGGGGACCCCAAGGACAGCGAGCUCGUCGGCCUGAUCCCUUUCCUCGAAUACAUCCACACCAUGCAGUACUCGGACGUGCGCAAGGUCCUCAAGUCUUUCGAGGGCAAGCAUAUCCCCACCGAGUUUGCCCGCCGCGAAGCCAUUGCUCGAAAAGAGUUCAAUGCACAGCUCAAGAAUCAAAAGGCCAAGCAUUCGAAGCCGUCGGGUGUUGGCGCCCUGGGCAACAUGCUCGGCCUCAAGCCUAGCAACAUGAGCAUGACAAUGGAUCUUGCGCGCGAGCGGGGACAGAGGAACUACGAGCUCUUGGAAAAGGAGAUUCGAGAAAACGGCGAGAAGUGGCUCAAGGAGGAGCAAGUCGCCAUGGAAAAGGCCCAAAAGGAGGCCAUGUCGAGCAUGAUGGGCUCCUUUUCCGGCUGGUACAAGCCAAAACCAAACGGCGAGUCCUGA